Ramularia collo-cygni is the source of this 711-nucleotide messenger RNA. RefSeq names its product related to 15-hydroxyprostaglandin dehydrogenase. NCBI's taxonomy places the organism in Eukaryota, Fungi, Ascomycota, Dothideomycetes, Mycosphaerellales, Mycosphaerellaceae. Bases 1 to 711 code for a protein of 236 amino acids. Gene Ontology annotation, cellular component: cytoplasm. Gene Ontology annotation, molecular function: oxidoreductase activity, acting on the CH-OH group of donors, NAD or NADP as acceptor. The transcript is spliced from 3 exons. The record is from RefSeq and is a predicted model, not a curated record.
AUGUUCGAUGUCGCGGAAAACGAGUUUGGGGGUGCAGACAUUGCAAGAGCUGGCGUGUUCGAGCCACACUGGUCGAACUUUUGGCACCCUCCCGGCUCAGCAGCCUCCAAGGACAAGCUCUUGGGAUCCGAUGGAAUCGGCCAUUAUGCAACCCUUGACAUCAACGUGACACAUCCUAUCCGAACCACACAGCUAGCCAUCUCCCGAUGGCUCAAUCCAUCAGAGGGUAGUAAGACCGGCAAAGUCUCGCCUUCCAAUCCCAAGCGAGUGGUUCAUAUCAGCAGUAUCGCUGGCCAAACACCAAGCUUCGUCACCCCUAUAUAUGCAGCGAGCAAGCAUGCGAUUUCGGGGUUCAUCCGCAGCCUGGCUCCUCUGGAAGACCAUUUGGGAAUCAAAGUCAACGGUGUGGCGCCUGGAAUCAUCAAGACACCUCUUUGGACAGAUCAUCCAGAGAAGUUGAGUCUGUUUGAUGAUUCGCAGGAUGAGUGGGUCGAGCCCGAGGAGGUCGCUGAGGCUAUGCUGAGAUGUUUGGAGGAUGAUGAGCUCAAAGGGGGCUGGGUGUUGGAGGUCCUCAAGGGUACAUCGAGAAACGUCGAUGCUACGGAUGCUCCCGGUCCAAAGGGUCCUGGAGGAGGGAUCAGUAAUCCUGCGACUAAUAUUGCCGAGCUACUAUCUUGGCUUGGAACUGACGGUUGGGGCGUGGCGAAGUAG